GGCCCGUCGGGGGCCCGGAGCGGGGCUCGGAGCGGGCGAAGGGGCGGACUCGGAGCGGGCGGCGGAGUGACCCGGACAGCUCAGCCCUCUGACGCCAUCCCAGCUUGCCUCACUCUGUGGUCAUGAGAACUGCCUGCCUCUUCCUGCUAUUCCUGCCCGCAGGCCUGCUGGCUCAGGGCCAGUACGACCUGGACCCGCUGUCUCCAUUCCCCGACCACGUCCAGUACGCCCACUACGGCGACCAGAUCGACAACCCGGACUAUUAUGACUAUCAAGAGGUGACCGCUCGGCCCCCUGAAGAGCAGUUCCAGUUCCAGUCCCAGCAGCAAGGCCAACAGGAAGUCUUCCCGGUCCCCACCCCAGAACCAGGAAAUGCACAGACGGAGCCCACGGAGCCUGGGCCUCUUGACUGCCGCGAGGAGCAGUACCCGUGCACCCGCCUCUACUCCAUCCACAAGCCUUGCAAACAGUGUGUCAACGAGGUCUGCGUCUACAGCCUCCGCCGCACGUACAUCAUCAACAGGGAGAUUUGUGUCCGCACAGUCUGUGCCCAAGAGGAGCUCCUCCGAGCUGAUCUAUGUCGUGACAAGUUCUCCAAAUGUGGCGUGAUGGCCAGCAGUGGCCUCUGCCCAUCUGUGGCAUCCUCCUGCGCCAGGAGCUGUGGGGGCUGCUAGGGCAGCACCGGCCCCCCCGAGCCCAGGAACCUCCUUGGAUCAGUGGGCCCCAAGGCCCGGCCUGACCUGGUGCUUUCUCCCCCAUACCGAUAUCCCCUUUGUUCUGUAAAAAUGUAGUAGUGCAUUGUGGCCCUGGGGAUGCCUGUGGCUACCCCUGGGGUGGAAUGGGGGCUCCCCACUGCCCAGCCUCUGCCCCCUCUGGCUGGGGGCACCCAGGUUCUCUGUGGGACCUGGGCCCUUGGUGUGCCCUCUCAGUUCCCGUGAGGACAGUACCCCCCCGCCCCCCAGAGUCCCCUGAGGCAGCCUAGGCCCCUCACCCCGGCUGGUCUGCCUGGAUUUCCUACAGCCCCCAGGCACAGACCACCUUUGUUUUAUACAAAAUUAAAAAGGUUUUUACAAAA
Choloepus didactylus (southern two-toed sloth) is the source of this 1075-nucleotide messenger RNA. RefSeq names its product microfibril associated protein 2 (gene MFAP2). Gene Ontology annotation, biological process: embryonic eye morphogenesis. Gene Ontology annotation, cellular component: microfibril. The transcript is spliced from 9 exons. Lineage: Eukaryota; Metazoa; Chordata; Mammalia; Pilosa; Megalonychidae. The record is from RefSeq and is a predicted model, not a curated record. Bases 123 to 674 code for a protein of 183 amino acids.